Molecule: messenger RNA, 1690 nt
Organism: Panicum hallii
Lineage: Eukaryota; Viridiplantae; Streptophyta; Magnoliopsida; Poales; Poaceae
Exons: 2
Coding region: 1-1386 (461 amino acids)
Source: RefSeq, a predicted model, not a curated record
AUGGCGUCCGAGGCGGCGGAGCCGUCGCGCGCCCGCGAGGAAGCGGCGGAGCGGGAGGCGUCCGAGGCGGUGGCGCGCCAGCCGCAGCGCUCGUGGGUGGCGCUCGCGUCCAUCCCCGUCGUCGUCUACGGCGCCAACGACGCGCGGGCCGAGGCGAUCGCCCCCGGCGCCGCCGACCUCCUGCUCGAGCUCCACGACCCGCCGCGCGCCUCCUACCUGGUCCUGCCCGAGCGCCUCGUCCCCGACCCGCGGUGGCGCGAGCCCAAUAACUUCGCCUACAUCAUCGCCGCCGCCCGCGACCGCCUCCUCUUCAUGGCCAGCCAGAGAGCCACCCAGGGCCGGGGCGUCCUCGACCCCGACUACUUCCUCUGCAACGUCAGCGACGGCACCGCGGCCCGCCUCCCCGCCGUGCCCGCCGACUUCCGCAUCAUGCUCUUCCCCCGCCGCACCAUGGGCCUCAUCGCCGACCCGCGCUGCCCCGGCCACUACAUGAUCGCGCAGCUCCACCCCGACGACGAGGCCGCCAUGAAGCGCCACGACGCCCUCCUCUGCUACUCCACCGCCACCGGCCAGUGGUCCGUCAAGCAGCUCGCCUCCGCCCCCGACCACGAGCCCUGGGGCGCGCACGGCGUCAUCGCCCACGGCGGCCUACUCUGGUGGGUCGACAUCGCCUACGGCAUGCUCUUCUGCGACCCGUUCGACGACCACCCGCGCCUGCGCCUCGUCCCGCUCCCGACCGGCUGCGAGAUGCACGGCCUCGGCAACAACGUCCGCCCCACCAUUCUCAUGGACCAGCGCCGCCUCAUCAGGCCAAGCCAGGGCAUGCUGCGCUACGUCGAGAUCCAGGGCCUCUCCUACGACCACGCCGACGUCGACGACCCGAUCAGCCCCGCCGUCACGAUGUGGACGCUCGUCGAUCCGGAGGGCCCGCAUCCCUGGAGGUUCGAGUGCGAGGCGUCCUUCGACGAUAUCUGGGCCCACGACAGCUACGUCGCCGCCGGUCUGCCUCAGGGGAAGGUGCCCAAGCUCGCCCUCGUCGACCCCAACAACCACGACGUCGUCUACUUCUUCCAGGACACGGCGCUCUUCGCCUUGGACGUGCGCGCGAGGCGGGUCCUUGCCUGCGAGGAAUGCUUCGUGGACCGUGUUUUCCAGGAUCCCCUAUUCCAGUACUCCCGCUUCAUCGAUGCCUGGGAGCGGGAGCUGCCACCCACGGUUCGCGGCGACGGUCGUGCUUCAUCAGACGGUGGAAGUGGGACGAAAGGGCCUGGACACGAGGAAGAAUCGGACGCGGGGACAGGAUCCGAUGAGGAAAUGGCAUCUUUGCUGAGCCAAUUGGAGGUCAUCAGGUCAAGAGCCACCCGACCAGAAGCAUUCGUUGACUGAGCUGCUGACCAUGCUUGGGAAGGACAUGGCACCACCAGCGGAACCAUCUCUCGAGGCUGAGGCGGGUGACCAAGCUGAUGAACCAUAGAUGCAUAGCUUCCAUAGGUAAGAGGCAAUGCGGAGGGCUUUCAGAUCUCGUAUAGUUACGCGUUUCAGAUGUGUAGAGUCUGCAGCUGACAUCUCGUCUGAGUUGAGUAGUACAUGAAAGUUGGGGAACCACCAGAUCGAUGGUACGAACAAGCUUGUGUAGCUCCAUUACUGCUUUCUCCGUCCGGCAUGCGUUUUUGUCUGAGAGAACAUUUUA